AUGCCAAAAGGAUCAAGAGCAAAUGCCCGGUUAAAUGCAGAUAAAGUACUGAAAAUAGCGAAUCUGCAUUCUCCUAAAAAUUUUAAAGCUAAAAAGAAGCUAAGCACUCAAACCGUAAGUAAAGAAACGUUUUCUCAACUAACGAAUAACCCAGAGAUUAUUGAACAAAAUAAGGAGAAUCCCCCGGUCAAAAAUUUAUUCAUUUGCCCUUCAAAUGACCCUGAGGACAUAGAAUUGUCCAAAGAAGAAGACGUUGCAAUGAAUACCACCCCUGAGGACGGGGAUACAGCCUCCAGGAAACAAUCAGUAGCCGGGUCUGACAACAGCUACUAUGAUAGCCAGGAAAAUCCUACCGUCAGUCCAACGAUGGAAAAAUCCGGAAAUAUGGCCUACAAAACGGCUAAAAGCCUGAUUGAGGAGCUGGAAAGAUCGAAUGAUUCGAUCAACACAUCUGAAGAAUCACAAGAGUCCAUGGAUACUGGACAUGAAAACACUAUCAUCGAGAAGAACGACUCUGAGGUAGAUGAAUUCAAAUCAGAAUACCAAAGCGAACCUACGCCGAAACCUGCUCCUAAAACAUUAUCGCUACCCCCUAAUACUGUUACAAGGCAGUUGGACUUUGGAGGCAACAAACAAAAUAUUGUUACGGAAAAUGCAGUACCAAUAGGUAACACAAACUCAGCCGGAACUGCUGGAGGUGCACAGAGUAGGGGUGGACCGAGUAGCUCCGAGCCUGUACACCCUCCUGCAGCUCCGAUCAUCGAAAACUUGCCCAGCACGAUUCCACUGAUUCCCAGAAUAAACACGGGAACCCUAAGAAGGACUAAUAGCGAUCCUAGAUUGGCAUUUAAAUACGACUUUAGUAAUUUAAAUAAGAAUACCGGAACUACGCAAAGGACAACCUUGAAGGCUGAUCCCAGAAUCAAAGUGACGGUUCUAAAUACUGACAUCCCUCCCAAGAUCACCCAAGGAAUCUUGAAUUAUAACUUCCCAUUACCAACCUCAGAGGAAGAUAAUAAAUCCACAGACGGUUACCUAUCACAAGAGACAAGGAAAUUACCCACAUCUCCAAAUAGCACCUUCCUAAUUAGGAAAAACAACAGCCCACCCACCGAAAAUAUGGAAACUCAACCCUCCUGCAGUAAACAACUACCGUUCCAAACGCCUAAAAAAUUUAGUAAAAAUUUUCAAACGCUACUAAGGGAGAAGACCAUAAAAACCCUCACCAAAACGAGCAACAGAUACCUUCCUCUCUCGGAUGAAUCGGAAUCCGAAUACGAGGAUGAUAUCGACAGAAUAAUCAAAAGGAAGAGAGUCACGGAAGCUAGGGGCACCAAGAACCCCAAAAAUGCAGCCAAAGCUGUUGUAAUGCCGGUAGAAACUGUAGAGAGCAUUCUAGCAGAGCGGAAAAAGCAAGUCAAAACCCCUACCACUAUUAUUCCAAACCCCACUACCAACUCCAAAAACAAAUCCCACAUGCCGCCUAUAGUAAUAGAUGGGAAGACGGCAAAUCAAUCCACACUAGUGAAGGAUAUCAAAGAUGUUGUGAAAGGGAAAUUUAGCAUUAAGCAUACAAGCAAGUCUACCAUAUUGUUUGUAGACGACAAAGACGACCAUGCGAAAAUGAUUGAAAACAUCAAAGCAGAGAAACUACCCUUUCACACAUACACGACAAAUGACAACAAAACACAUGCCUUUGUUCUCCGAGGCUUAGCAAAUGGCACUAAAAUCCCGGACAUAGCAGAAGAUCUAAGUGAAGAACACGAAAUCAAAACAAAAGAAAUUUUUCGCAUGAAUACGAAAAACCGCCCCCUCUUCCUUGUCACUGAUCCCUCAAUGACACUGGAUUAUUUGAACAAAAAUGUCCGAAGAGUGCUCUACACCCGAGUGACAUGGGAACUCCGCAAAUCAAUAAAACAAAUUAUCCAGGAAUCAGCUGACCAUCCCAGAAAAGACUCCACGGCCAAAUUUUUCCCACAGAAAAGCUUGGAGAAUGAACUCUGUAAAAUGGUAACGAACCCACCCAUAAACACUCCAGCAAAUACCGCAAAUGCAGAAAACAGUGCGGGAAGCAGACCUACCACACUGGAUAAACCACUGAGCGAAAAUCCUAAAACAAAAUCAAAAUUGGAAAGUUUGGAGAAAACUGAUGGAAUUUCUACUCACAAAAGUUGGGAGAAAACUGAUGUAAUUUCUACUUACAAAAGCUUGGAGAAAACUGAACUCUCGACAAGCAAUAUAACCAAUACCUGCCUCAAAAGCUCAGGGAAAACACUCCAAAACAAAACAGUUGGUGAGCCCGUCCGAAAAAGCAGCGAGAAUACUGACGUGUCUGAAGUAAAUCCCACCCUACAAAGUAUGGAGAAAACUGAUGUGCCGAAAAACGAUACCAACUCUUACCGAAAAAGCUUGGGGAAAGUACUUGGAAAUAAAUCAGACUGCGAGACAGACAGUAAAAGUUACGAGAAUACUAAUGUGCUCGUCGGAAAUACAGCGGAUGCCGAAUUAAAAAGUAUGGAGAAUGCUGCCCGAGAACCAGACACGGAGGCGAGAGAUUUAAAAAGUUUGUCGAAUGACUACAAAGGUGCAUACAGCGAUACCACUGAACAACAGGACUCUGAUGAGAGUACAGAUAGCAUCAAUACGAGCGAUAGGUCCCAUAGUAGCUUAGAAAAGAGUGAAGUCAUAAGAGCCGAUUCCGACAAAAGCUUGGAGAAUCUCUUAAAUGACCUAGAGGGUGAGAACGAAGACUCCAACAGCCCAGAAAAUUUAGACGGGACCGUUUUGGAGAUGGACCUAGACGAAUCUGAAGAUCAAUCCCCAAAAUCAGCAAAAAAUGAGACAACUUUUAAGGACAAAAAAAAGUAUGUAGAAAAUACAGUAGUGUUUGAAUCUGCAUACAAAACCUUACCAUUGCCAAAAAAUGUAACAGUCAGGACUUUGGACUGUGGACAGGACUCCCCACAAUCGGAUGGCAGUACAAUCACCCCAGGACUUACACCCCCGAGUGGAAGUGGAAACAGGACGUGGGACCUAAACGUAGGUGGCAACACAACCAACACACGGGAAAUUAACACCCCCAAAAAUGAUAGAAACAUGAGCAAUGUGAUCGCGGAGGCAAAUCGAGUCGAGGGUGGAUCGAAACAAAAUAACGCCUCGAACAAUAAAACACUCCAAAAGAAACCUACUCCUGCCCCCAAAGCAAAAAACAACAUGCCCCCCAUCAUAAUCGACGGAAAGACUGCGAGUCAAAACACCCUCGUGCAAGACAUCAAAAAAAUAGUCAAGGGUAAAUUUAGUAUUAAACAUACUAACAAUUCAACAAUCCUAUUCCUCGAAGAGAAGGAGGAUCACGAAAAAAUGGUCACGAACAUUAAGACUGAAAAACUCCCAUUCCACACGUACUCAAACAGGGAUGAAAAAACACAUGCAUUCGUAUUAAGGGGAUUAGCUGAAGGCACCAAAAUAGAGGACAUAGAUGAAGAUCUCACAGAGGAGUUUGACAUCAAAGCGAGAUCAAUCUACAGAAUGAAUACGAAGAAUCGCCCACUCUUCCUCAUAAUAACGGAUCCAUCCCUCACGCUGGAUUACCUAAAUAAAAAUGUGCGUAGAAUUCUCUACACGAGAGUGGUUUGGGAAAUGCGUAAAAGUGAAUUUAAAAGUGUAGCUGCUGCUUGCAAAUUGUCUUCUACAGCUGCUAAGGUGAAAAACGGAAUUAAGCAUGUAAGUACGCCUAAACCAAAACCCUCGUCCCGCUCCGAAUCAAAAUCAGAGAAAUCCAGAGAUCCCCGGAAGCAUUCAUCGAAUGCACGCAGGGAAAAUCAAGAAAAACACGGAAACAGCUCCCGUAGCCACCCUGAUUCAGAUACGGCAAUAAAAACCACCAAAGACGAGGUUUUGCACCAGGCUCCAGAAACCACCAGCAUAAAAAAUCCCAUUUUCGAAAAAAAUACAUCAACUUUUUCGACAAUGGACAAAAACCCCUUCUUCAUACCACCCACAGAGGGAAGCAAACACGCCCCGGAAGGCCAUCAAAUGGAAACAGAAGACUCCCCGAACAGUCUAGAAAACACCCUGAUCUACCAAAGUGCGGAAAACUCGCCCUUAAACACUAGUGAAAUCAACCCCGAAAGUGCGAGCAACACCACCGAUAGUGCGGCAUCACAGAACAAAAUUAACACCAUAAAAAUUAGUGAAAAUCGAGAAAGUGCGGUAGUUACUAAAAAUACAAGUGAAACCACCCCCGACACCUUCGUGUCCGCGUAUCAAACGCUUCCUCUGCCAAGUUCGGUAACGGCACGCGUACUCAACUUCAGAGCUGACAAAAACUCCAUUACGUCCAGUGAAGAAGAAAAUUCAAAUAAACCAACACCACCACCACAACCCCUAAGACCGGGUCUUUUUACUUUACCACCACCUAUUAAGGCAAGUACACCCCCAAACACACAAAUACUACUACAAAAGAGGAAAAACAACUCACCACCCGAAAAAGACAACGCCGAAAAUGACGGGGAAGACGAUACGGAUGUUUCAGACAACCAAGGGUUCCAAAAACCCCGCAAAUUCAAAAAGUUUAAAACAAACUUUGUUAAAUUAAUCGAACAAAAAGCUGCAUCAACCAUACCGCUAUCUAACAAAUACGACUCUCUCAGCGAAAGCGAAAACGAGCAAGACACCGUUAUUGCCCCAAAAAUUAAGGGAAAAGCCACCCCAAACCUCCCAGUAAAGGGAAAUUCUACUAAACAAAACAAUAACAACAAAGUCACAGCAACAAAAACAAAUAAAAAAGCCACAAUCCCUCCAAUAGUGGUAGAUGGAAGGACGGAUAAUCAUGCUACCCUCACAAAGGAUUUAAAAGCAAUCAUAAAAGGUAAAUACUCAGUGAAAUAUACUAAUGCAACCACAGUUAUAUUCACUGAGGAUCUUGAAGAUUACGAAGCACUUCUGUGA
Psylliodes chrysocephalus is the source of this 4950-nucleotide messenger RNA. The record is from the annotation of a GenBank genome assembly. Lineage: Eukaryota; Metazoa; Arthropoda; Insecta; Coleoptera; Chrysomelidae.